CAAUAAUAGAUAUUGCAGAAGCGAAUAAUUGGUUGCCUUUCAUCAUUGUGGAUUUUUAAAAUCUUUGAAUUAAUAAUAUGGCUGCCCAGAGUUUCGAAUUAGACAUGGAAGAGCCAAAACAAACAACAACAAAUGGUACUGUAACCACAUCAUCUUCUCCUUCUUCUUCAUCAUCAAAUAAUGAAGCAUCAAAUGUUUCCGAAUCUGUUACAACAAAGAAGAAUGCAUCAUCAUUGGAUGCUUCAUUACUCAGCCCAACAUCAGCCAAUGCAACUGUUAGAACUCGAAGGAACAAUAAUACAUCGACAACUAGUGGUAAAUCAAGUGUCUUUCAAUUAGUUAAAUCAAAGGCAACAACUUCAUCACUUGCUACAUCAAAUAUUGCAUCAAAUAAUGAUACAACAAGUCAUACAAAUUCAACAACAUCAAAUAGUAAUGUUUUUGAUGAGAAUAAUGGGUUUGAAGUAGUUGAUAAUCAUCGUGAUUUGGAAAAAACAUUACCUAAAAUAGAUUUAAACAGAAAUUUGGAUUUGUUUGGUCAAUCGAAUUCAACUGCUAGUUCCAGUGGUGUGAUUAAUAGAAAAGACAAUGUUGAUGAUUCACCAAUAGCUAAACCAGCUAUGGAAGGAAAAACCAAAUUUGCUAACUCAAAAUUGGGAAGACUAAUUAGAAGAUUUAUUAAUCACAUACGAGUAUGGACAAGUUCACCAAUCAUUAAGUAUUCUUUGAUUAUCUUGUUGGUUUUAUCACUGAUUGCAUUGUUGGUCAUGUUUGUUGUUCCAAUGUUCAAUUCGUCAUCAGUUAAUGUGCCCCCAAUUAUUAGAAACGAAGGAACACCACAAGAAGGAAAGAUAGCGUCACCAGAAGUACAAAAACAGGAGGCACCAUCUUCAGGUCCUUCUUUAUGGGAAAGGAUUACGAGCGUCUUUUCUCGUUCCCAAGGUGGUGAUUCUACUGCUUCACAAACAGUUGUACCACCAGCUGAGUUGGUUUUAACACUUUCUCCUGAGAAAUAUAGGGAAAACUUUGAAAACUAUCUGAGUCAAUCAAAACCAAUUGUUUUGAAGAAGUAUAGUAACAAGUGGAUUUCCUCCUCAACAUGGAAGAAGGAAUUUACCUCCAAUAAGGAAUUCAUUAGGAAACUCAACAAGAUGAAGAAACAACUUUCAAAAUAUAUCAAAAGGAAAGGAGUAUCAAUUACAUUGGUUAACAUGGACAAAUUACCUUCCUCAGUUUAUAGAGUUCCUUUUACUCCAAACCUGAAGGAACACGAAUUCGAAUAUGAUUUCCCAAUAAGCUUGGACCAAUUUUCAACUUUAAAGACAGUCAACUCAGAAAUUUGGUUUGCUAAUCCAAAGAAGGAUCAAUUGAUAAGAGUUGGAAGAAAAGAAAAUUCUAACAAGUUUACUGUCUGUAUGAUAGCAGAUACAUCACAAUAUUCUCAAUUGGUUCAAUUAAGUUCACCAUCUGGAGAAGAUACAGAAACUGAAAUCAAAACAAAUGAUUGUAUUUACAUCCCUUCAGGAUGGAGUUUCAAUUUCAAUGUCAAAGCCUCUACUAAAUUUGUUACUUGGGUCUACGAAUAAAAACCUUUCAAUUUCAUUUG
Naegleria gruberi is the source of this 1606-nucleotide messenger RNA. RefSeq lists its product as uncharacterized. The record is from RefSeq and is a predicted model, not a curated record. The transcript has a single exon. The coding region runs from base 78 to 1586 and encodes 502 amino acids. Lineage: Eukaryota; Heterolobosea; Eutetramitea; Acrasida; Naegleriidae.